AUGAGCUCCAAUCUUGUUAUCGAAUUUAGUCUCUUUACUUCUAAUCCAAAGGAGUGUGCGCAGCAGAUCUACGAGGCUAGUAGAAAUGUUGGAUUCUUCUAUCUAAAGAACCAUGGUGUCUCUCAGGACUCGAUCAAUCGCAUGUUUAAAUGCAGCAAGAGAUUCUUUCAGAGACCACUCCAAAGCAAGGAUCGGUAUCUUAUGAAAGAUAAUGUCUUUGGAUAUACUCCCGUGAAAUUUGAAAGGUUUAUGGCUUUUUCAGAUAUUCAAUGGAAGGAGAACCGACAAGGUACUUUGGCCAAGGCGGAGUGGCAGAACAGAAGAGGAUUAGCAAUUUCUAUAUGGAUCUUCAUGGCCCCACUAGGGAUGUCCUAUAAUGCUUUCCGAUCGCAUUACAAGUGCUCGAGGGCGUAG
Lobosporangium transversale is the source of this 414-nucleotide messenger RNA. RefSeq names its product non-heme dioxygenase in morphine synthesis N-terminal-domain-containing protein. The transcript is spliced from 3 exons. NCBI's taxonomy places the organism in Eukaryota, Fungi, Mortierellomycota, Mortierellomycetes, Mortierellales, Mortierellaceae. The coding region runs from base 1 to 414 and encodes 137 amino acids. The record is from RefSeq and is a predicted model, not a curated record.